CUGCCUACUCGUGAAGUGAGGAUCUCUUUCCGUCGAUCGGUCCCUUAAGAGGACUGGCGCACGAAAGACCCUUAUUCGGGUCAAGUAGGCCGAGGAGGCAAAGGCUCAGGCCUACAGAUUUAGGUCGUUAUUCAUAAGAAUUCGGAGCAUGGGAAGUUGGAAUGUAUUGAGUUUGGUGGCUGCAGGAUUUUCUAGCAUCGUGAUUCUAGGUUGCAUCUGUUAUUACAACAAAAAGAAAGACAAUCAGGAUAAUCUCCCUGAAGAAGGAUGUGAAAACAAAAGAAGUUCUGAGUACAUGGAUGGGAUUUCUGGAAAGAAGCAACAGACGGAGAAUUUAGUCAGCAUGUCUGAGCCUAGCAGCAGUUUGGAAUCGCCAUCCUCUCUGGGUAGAAGUGGUGAACCAAGUAAAGCUCAGGAACAACCACCAUCAGUGACUAAGGAUAUUGGGGCCAGAAAUGGCAAAAUACCUGAAGAGCAUGAACCCAAGAAGAGAGUUGGGGCAGAGUGUGACUCUGAAAAUAGGAAAAGAAAAGACCAAGGAAGCAAAAACCACAAUCAGCCCUCAACACUUGAGGACUUUGGGUAUUGCUUCAAUCAGGAUGGUGAACUGAGGAGGAUAAUGGAUGGAGGGAGAUUUGUGUUUGAAGAGAAACCUGGUGAUCAUGCAUAUAAUCAAGCCAGAUACGAGGAGCUUGGGAAUGUGAUCACAGAAUAUAUCUAUGGCCUCCUGGAGGAUCCCAAGCAUUGUGACUUGAAUCGCGUGGACAUUCCCUUGAAAAAGGAAAAGGGGAAUGCAAAAAAGGAUAAGAGAUCCUUCAUUUUUGUAAGCAAGGAUUUGGACAAGAAAGAGGAUAUCCUUAUACUUAUACACGGCAGUGGACCUGUGCGAGCAGGGCAAUGGGCUCGAAGGUUAAUCAUGAAUGAAAACUUGGAGAAGGGGACUCAAAUUCCCUUCAUUAAGGAGGGAAUGAGACUAGGAUUUGGGAUCAUUGUCCUCAAUACCAAUGAUGCUGCUUCUAAACAAGUCCAUGGAAGCGAGAGUGGAGAGAAGCAUGCCAUAUAUGUGUGGGACCAAUUCCUCAAGGGAAAGGAGAAGAAAGUUGGUAUCAUUGCCCACAGCUAUGGAGGAGUUGUUACCAUGCAUCUUGGAAGCGAGAGUGGAGAGAAGCAUGCCAUAUAUGUGUGGGACCAAUUCCUCAAGGGAAAGGAGAAGAAAGUUGGUAUCAUUGCCCACAGCUAUGGAGGAGUUGUUACCAUGCAUCUUCUGUCAGAGAGAGAGAUGAGCUUCAAGUCUCAAGUGAAAGCCAUUGCUUUGACUGAUUCUGUGCACCGUAUGGCCUUCGCUUCUAAAUCCAGGCACAAGCAUCUUGCCUUCCUCAAGGAAACAUUGUAUCAUGGGCAGUGA
Darwinula stevensoni is the source of this 1405-nucleotide messenger RNA. Lineage: Eukaryota; Metazoa; Arthropoda; Ostracoda; Podocopida; Darwinulidae. The record is from the annotation of a GenBank genome assembly.